AUGCAGGAUCUGGUGACGAUGAUUAGUUUCAUCAUGCUAAACAUUCCAGCAUUUGGUGAUGCAUUAGCCUUAACAAAUAGUUCCAGAGGAUUCUUACCACACGACAGCCAUGACACCUACAACAACAUGACUGGUACCAGGCACAAUGAUUCUCAUGGCUCAGAUGGGCAUGAUGCAGAAGGACAUUCUCGACACGGAGGCCUACAUGUUGCAGCUAUAGCUUAUGCGGAAGUACGAGAUCCACUGAUAUUUACCAUUGUUGUACUACUGGCCGGCAUCAGCAAAAUUGGUUAUCACCAUGCCAACUUCCUGUCCAGCCAAAUUCCAGAAUCAUGCAUUCUGAUUAUCCUGGGCACUUGCUUUGGUGCAGUGAUUCAUUUUUCUGGUAUCUCCAAGAACUUGCCAGAGUUCUUCAAGCCCCAUGAGUUUUUCAUUUUUUUGCUGCCUCCAAUCAUCUUGGAGGCAGCCUUCAGUUUGCACGACAGAACUUUCACAGAAAACAUCGGUAGCAUCCUUCUGUUUGCAGUGUUGGGGACUGUUCUAGCCUGCAUGUUGUUAGGUGCUACUCUGUAUGGCCUAGCUACUGUGGGUGCGAUGGGACCGAUCACCAAUUUGGGUUUUCUGGAAAUCAUGAUUUUUUCCUCCCUUAUUGUGGCAGUUGACCCUGUUGCUGUUCUGGCAGUGUUCAAUGAGAUUGGUGUGAACCAUGUGUUGUACUUUCUGGUGUUUGGUGAAUCUCUGCUGAACGAUGGAGUGACUGUUGUUUUGUACAAAGUAUUUCAAGCUUACAACUCCAUGGAUGAAAUCACAAGUGUGCAUAUUGUGCUGGGAGUGGUCAAGUUCUUUGUGGUGUGCCUGGGUGGACUUUUGCUGGGAGUGUUGGCUGGCAUAGCUUCUGCAGUGCUCACCAAGUUUGCUACUCAUGUCAAAGUGGCCCAGCCAAUCAUCAUUUUCACAAUGGCAUACCUUGGUUUUCUGGUCGCUGAGCUGUUUGAAUUCUCUGGGAUUAUCAGUAUCGUUGGCUGCGGGCUAAUCCAGAUACAAUAUGCCUUCAACAACAUCAGUGAGAAAUCUCGCACUACCAUCAAAUACUUCACCAAGGUUAUCAGUUCAGCAAAUGAGAUAAUUAUUUUCUUGUUUCUGGGGUUAUCGUUGGUCAAUGAUGAUCAUGACUGGCAUACCGGCUUCACAAUCUGGACCAUAGUUUUAUGUCUGGUUUAUCGGUUUAUCAUCAUUUUUGCCAUGUCCUCGGCCAUCAACAUGUUUGAUCUCUACAGAGUGAGGAAGAUCAGCAUUCAUGAGCAGUUCAUGAUUUCUUAUGGUGGAAUCCGAGGGGCCGUAUGUUUUUCCCUGGUGGCUCUCCUGGACCCGCGAGACCUGCCCUGUAAAAACAUGUUCGUUACUACCACCCUGGCCGUCAUCAUGUUCACCGUGUUUAUACAGGGCAUCACUAUCAAGCCGCUAGUACAUCUGCUACGUAUUACCUUGGCUCCAGAGAAAGUGCAGUCCAUGUACCAGGAACUUAAUUUACAUGUCACUGAUCAUAUCAUGGCUGGAAUAGAGGACAUCAUUGGUGAUCAUGGGAGAAACCACUUGAGG
This is a messenger RNA of Candidula unifasciata, 1599 nucleotides long. The record is from the annotation of a GenBank genome assembly. Lineage: Eukaryota; Metazoa; Mollusca; Gastropoda; Stylommatophora; Geomitridae.